Geodia barretti is the source of this 783-nucleotide messenger RNA. The record is from the annotation of a GenBank genome assembly. NCBI's taxonomy places the organism in Eukaryota, Metazoa, Porifera, Demospongiae, Tetractinellida, Geodiidae.
CUGCGUGUCGACCGCGACGGCCAGAUCGCGGUGGUCACCCUGGGCCGGCCCGACAAGCUCAACGCCAUCGACCGGCAUCUGCACGCGGAGAUGAUGGCGGCGUGCGCUGAACUGCGGGACGACGACGGCGUGCGGGUUGUCAUCUUCACCGGCGAGGGUCGCGGCUUCUGCUCCGGAGCUGAUCUCACCGGCGCCCGCCCGAACGAAGAACAUCCCAGCCGGGGCGAGCGAUUGGACGAGUACAACUGGGUUGGUCGGCAGGCCCUGAUGAUCUACCGGGACCUGAACAAGCCGACCAUCGCCGCGGUGAACGGCGUUGCGGCCGGCGCCGGCAUGGGCCUGGCACUGGCGUGCGACAUGCGGGUGGGCUGCGAAAACACUCGCUUCAAGACGGUGUUCAUCGAACGCAGCCUAAGCCCCGAUUCGGGACUUUCCUAUUUCCUGCCCCGCAUCGUCGGGGCGAGCCGGGCCUUUGACCUCGUGUUCACCAGCCGCACGGUGGACGCCGAGGAGUCGUACCGCCUGGGGCUGCUGGACCGCAUGACGACGGCCGAGAACCUGCUGGCGGACGCGAAAGAACUGGCGAGACAGAUCGCCUCCUGGCCACCGGUUGCCAUGCAGAUGUCGAAACGGGCGUUGCAGCGCAGCCUGGACACCACACUUGAGGACCAACUCCAGUACGAAACGCACAGCAUCGUAUUUGCGCGCCGCGCGCCGCACGACGUGGCCGAGGCGGCAGCAUCGUUCCGCGAACGGCGUCCGCCCGUGUUCACCGGGGAGUAG